GAGUGCGAUAGAGAGAGAGGGAGAUGGAGAGAGAGGCAAGUGGUGAGAGAGGACUGCCGUUGAGAUUGGACUCUAUCGCGUCUUCAUUAUAAGUCUAAAAUGCUUUAGUACCUUAUUAGCGUAGUCUGCCAUUCAUCUGUGCUGUCAGUCAAAGAUCGGUCACGCGGGAUAGGCUACGUUAAGUUCAGGUCUAAAAAAGCGAGCGGCUCAAUUGAAAGCUCAAGAUGCCCGAGCAGAGCAACGACUACCGUGUGGUGGUGUUUGGAGCAGGGGGUGUGGGGAAGAGCUCACUGGUGCUCCGUUUUGUCAAAGGCACUUUCCGGGACACCUACAUCCCGACGGUGGAGGACACGUAUCGGCAGGUGAUCAGCUGUGACAAAAGCGUCUGCACCCUGCAGAUCACAGACACAACUGGCAGCCACCAGUUCCCGGCCAUGCAGCGUCUGUCCAUCUCCAAGGGUCACGCCUUCAUCCUAGUCUACUCCAUCACUAGUAAGCAGUCCCUGGAAGAAUUAAAGCCCAUAUACCAGCAGGUUCUCGCUAUCAAAGGCAACGUAGAGACCAUCCCAAUCAUGCUCGUGGGGAACAAGAGUGACGAGACUCAACGGGAAGUCAAUACCGAGGAUGGAGAGGCCCAGUCCAAGACCUGGAAGUGUGCUUUCAUGGAGACCUCGGCUAAGACUAACCACAAUGUCACUGAGCUGUUCCAGGAGCUUCUCAACUUGGAGAAGAAGAGGAACAUGAGUUUGAACAUCGAUGGCAAGCGUUCUGGGAAGCAAAGCAGGGCUGACAAGCUGAAAGGGAAAUGCAGCAUCAUGUAGACCGCUUGUUAGAGGCAGAACCGGAGCGGUAGAGUGAUAAAAUGACAAAGGAAAGGACCUGAGAGAGGAGAGAAAAAUGAAUAGAGAUGGUGUUAUUUGACAUUUCAUGCUAAUUUCCGAUAACAAGGAUUUCACUCUGACUUCCUAGAUCUCAUCCUUCACCAUCAGUCUUUGGCCUUAACAAGCCCCAUCUCAUUCAUAUUGCCUUGUCUGUCUCUAUUGUUUUACAGAGCAUCACCACUAUCUCUCACAUCUGAGAAAUAUUCAGACAGCAAUCGAUUGCUGCACAGCCCUUUUCAGUUCAUGUUGCACAUCAUUUUAUUGAAUGGUUGCAGCUGCAUUGCUAAAGCAGAUGCAGACUUUAUAAGGAUGUUUUCCAAACAGAAGACUUUGUGUAACUCGUCAGAUUGAGGAAAUAAGGUCAGUAUUUACCAAACCACUCAUUAAUCCUUUGUGUCAGAUUGUGUAGAAUCCACUUUUAUUUGUUAUCCUCAUAACAUUUUGAUGAUUACUUUUACAUGUCCUCAUAUCUUAAAUAAUACCUAUCAAUAUUCAAGACAAUCAUUUUGUUAAACAUGAGCCAGAGAAAUGUUUGAUGCUUUAUGAAAUGAUUUCCUUCAGUGACAUCAAGGUAGUUCUGAAAUCUGAAAGCAUAUUGACACUUUACUUUUCAUGCAGAUGCACUCGUGCUUAUGUAAAGCGGCAAGCACACAUCAUCAUCUUCAUCAUCAUUAUCAUCAUCUCUGGCAAUCAUCUGCUCAAAAUGUAGACACGUAUGGCUUCCCCACUAGUUUAGAGUAAGCUCCUCUUAUUUUUCUCAAGAUGAACUGCUUAUAUUUUCAAGUAUAAUUGAGACAAUAACAAAUGUAGCUCUCUUAAAAUCAAUCAGGAAAUGAAUGCAUUUGGAGGAGGUGUGUUUUGGCAGCAAGACUAAAUUGUGGCUUUGCAAGUCUUCUCACCCAAUUGAUCAGAGACUAUGUGAACAUUGAAGUGUAGAUAUAAUAUGGAGUGUUAUGAGAGUCAAAGAAGCAUUUUUUGUUCAAACAUUUCAACUGUUUUUUCCAGAAUGAACCAUUCACAUCACAGUUUCAGACAUUACAGGAGUUUUUGGCUCGAAACAAAUUCAGUUUUUGUGUCCUUCACGGUCAUACCGCCAACCUGUUUCAGUUCAAGAGAAUGCAAUCACCCUGCAAAUCAGCCUUUGACAAAAGAAACCUUUGAGUUCAAAAAGGGCCUUGAUUAUAUGGCAUUUUAUUUGUAUUUAACCAGCUGAUUGCCUUGUACAAAUGAUGCGCUAAAGAGCCCCUUUAAUAUGUGUUCAGGUUGUGCAUUAAAGGCAGACAGCGUUAUUUUAUCAUGUUAUGCUGUGUAAAAAGCUAGUUUUUGAACAGGGUUCACCAGAAGUGUGUAGAUGUUUAUUUUGUUUGAACUAUCCUGUAAAUAAAGCAUUUUGAAUGACACCUGCUAUUAUAAUAACAACAACAACCAUGUAUGAAAAAUUAAAAAUAAGAAUAUAUCAAACAUUAUAUGCACCUAACUAAAUUCAAAUUUAAAUGAUAUCUACUGAUAUACUGUGACAUGCAUUUGCAAUAGAACUGAAAACAUAAUUCAUAUAUAGUUUACUGUCAGCUAAUAUUACGACAGCUUGUUUGAUGUAUAUGAUUAAUAUUUUAAUAUCAGUUCCCUGGAUGGCCCACCAACACAGUCAUCCCUGAAAAAUGGUGCUAUAAUUUACCACCUCCCUACUGGUGACUGUAGUUCUGCUCUGCAUGCAUAAAGUCAUAAAUCCCUCUUUAUCACUUUGCAGAGUUUUGCUGAUUUUUCUAAAUUAGGGAUACCGCCUCAUCCAUCUUGUGUUUGAAGUUUAGACUGUAUUCAGAUCCAUUGUAACCGAAUCUGUGUGUCCAAUCUCUAUAAAGCCCACUCAGCUGGUGCAUGAGUCACACUGCUGAUACCAUUAGAGGCACUGCAAGCUGCACGAGAGGAAAACUGCAGAGCAUCUUGCGUUUUACAUGCACGGGAAGUCUGCGCUCUCUGAAGAGUGUCAGCUACCUGUGAUCCUCUUGGUUGGCUUGACACACAAACAUGGAUUUGCCCCCGGAAUGCCAAUACCAGUUCCGUGUAUAAAAUCAGUUUGUGAACCACAUUUUAUCAUGCACUUUUUAUUGUAAAUUCUUGCAAAUUGUAUGUAAAGAAUAUAACACUACAUGAGCCAUGGACACGAUUCAUUUUAAAGCUCUUCAAUCACUGUUGUGUUUGGCUGGGAUUCCAGGGGACUUUCUGUACAUUUAUCUGGAUUCUCAUUAAUGCAUAGUUGCUAUCCUAAAUCUGGUUUACACAGUGAGCACUUUAAAUGCCCAAGGGGUAAUGGAAUGUACUGUGAAACUUAUGUAAAUGUUGACCUCCAUUUCAUAAUCCAGACUAUGCAUGGUCCCACUUAAUGUUAGCCAGCAUGAGGGCAAGCUACAAAACUGUGAAGUGACUUAUCAACCUAAAUCCUCUGCAUUUUAUUAUUUAAUUAUUUUUUUGUACAAUAUUUUACAAAAGUUCUUUUUGAUUAUAGCUAUUAGCAACUAUGAUAUGUCCUAGCAAUAGUCUUCCAUGGUAUGCUGUGCUCACGCAUCCCAAAUGAAGGAAAAAACUGUGUACAUAUACUAACAAAUGUGUAGAUAUAUACCUGCAAAUAUUCUCUAAUAAAUCUGCAAAUUGAUUUUCAUAAUAAAAACAAUUAAAGCAAA
Pimephales promelas (fathead minnow) is the source of this 3559-nucleotide messenger RNA. It is a transcript of the gene diras1b, whose product is annotated as DIRAS family GTPase 1b. The record is from RefSeq and is a predicted model, not a curated record. NCBI's taxonomy places the organism in Eukaryota, Metazoa, Chordata, Actinopteri, Cypriniformes, Leuciscidae. Gene Ontology annotation, biological process: signal transduction. Gene Ontology annotation, cellular component: membrane. Gene Ontology annotation, molecular function: GTP binding; GTPase activity.